Molecule: messenger RNA, 996 nt
Organism: Venturia canescens
Lineage: Eukaryota; Metazoa; Arthropoda; Insecta; Hymenoptera; Ichneumonidae
Exons: 3
Coding region: 116-844 (242 amino acids)
Source: RefSeq, a predicted model, not a curated record
GGGACGCCGAUGGUCAGUUAUUCAACGAUUGGACUCUGGAAACGCCAUCGACGUCGCUUUGUUUUCUAUCUUACGAAAAAUUGAAAAAUAUCUCAUUGACAUUCGAUCGUGAAAAAUGAAGAAUUUCGUUCAUCUUGUGACUGUCAACUUUUUAUUUCUUGCUACCAUAGCCCAUGCUUCCAACAAUUCCUCUGUAGCAAAUCUUAUAAAAGACAAAUGCGGAUGUGACUAUCAUGCGUGUGGCUGUUGUGAAUACAUCAAAUGGGCCGAAACUGGACUCGAUGGGAAUGUAUGCACCAACUUUUCUUACCUGCAUCAAAACAUUGGUAUUGCCGUCACAAUCACCUGGAACAAUUUUACCGCUCUCAACACAACAAUUUCUGCAGCGGAUAUCCCUCUCAAUUGUUUUGGAAUACCAGGAAUAGAAAUAAGUAGAUUCCAUAUUUGUUGGAAACUGCAUGACUUUUCAUUCAACCUGGACAAUCUUUACGGAUGCAUCAAGUUGUCUGUAUCUGCUCUUGGCAAAGUACAGAAGUUGAUAGAUUUCGGAUGUUAUAAUAUAUCCAAGGAGUCUAUCGGAGAAACUUAUGCGAAGGGAAAACGUCGUGUGCUUGAAAUUAUGGACGAAUACACAAAACUUUUGAACUUUUGGAAAAAAACUGAUUCUGCAACAAAUGACUUAGAAGCUGUGAUGAUUGCUUUGAUCGAUGGCGUGCCCGACGAGGAGUCUAAAGCGAGUUCAUUUUAUUUUUCUCUUGAACCAACUGCUUAUUGUUUCUUUUGCUUGUUCGUAUGUUCCAUCCAUGUGUUUCUGAUUUUCGGCAAUUCUAUUGGUAACUGGUAAUCAUUUUUCAAAGCAGGCUAAUGAACAAGUUUAAUCAUAAAAAAUUAAUACUUAUAUAAGUCAGAAUCGAAUCAUUUCAGUGUAUCCCUGUGUUAAUGUUCUCUUGAAAUAAAAAAGGAUAAGACAAGUUGUGAGAAUUUGUACUGAGUUAU